Messenger RNA from Clarias gariepinus (North African catfish), 4287 nucleotides. Its product is annotated as transcriptional repressor p66-beta-like. The record is from RefSeq and is a predicted model, not a curated record. Gene Ontology annotation, cellular component: NuRD complex. Bases 147 to 2114 code for a protein of 655 amino acids. NCBI's taxonomy places the organism in Eukaryota, Metazoa, Chordata, Actinopteri, Siluriformes, Clariidae. The transcript has 11 exons. Gene Ontology annotation, molecular function: sequence-specific DNA binding. Gene Ontology annotation, biological process: negative regulation of transcription by RNA polymerase II.
GCUCCAAUUCUUCUUGGAGGUUUUUCUGCUUGUGACCUACCUUCUCCUGGAUGGCUACAGGACUCACUUUUGAUCCAGCUGAUGAUGAUAAUCUCACUUGUACUCGAUAUCUGCUGCUGUAAUCGUCAAGACUCUCAUGCGCAAGAAUGGACCGUAUGAGUGAGGAGGCAUUGCGGCUCAACCUGCUUAAACGAGGCCUGGAGCCAGCAGAGGAGCGUAGCCGAGCUCACGAUGACGUCCUGCCAAAGCGGCUGAAAAUGGAAGGUCACGAGGCCAUGGAGAGACUAAAAAUGCUUGCACUGCUCAAACGCAAGGACCUGAGUGGCCUGGAGAGCGGCUCUGGCACACUGGGAGAUCUGCGAGCCUCCGGAGCCAGCAGCCACGCUGCGUUGCAGAGCUACACGGCUUAUGAAGAGAAGAUGAAUGGCAGCCUGAGGACGCCAGCCGUGUCCCACUCCCUUAUGGGCCGUAGCGGGAAAGAGAACAUCAGUGACGAGCCGGUGGACAUGAGCUCCAAGAGGAGUGUUGUGGAUCGAGAGCGUCACACUCCCUCUCCAGAUGUGAUUGUCUUAUCCGACAACGAGGCAUCCAGCCCCAAAGGAGCAGGCAGAGAGGAGAAAGUGAAGCCUGUGAACCUGGACAUGUUCAAGGGGAAGAGUGUAGCUGAGCGGCAACGAGUGAUUAAGGCUUUAAGAGAGGAGCUGAGACUUGAGGAAGCUCGUCUGGUUCUGCUAAAGAAACUCAGACAGUCUCAGCUACAGAAGGAGAACCUCGCCCACAAGGUAUCAGUGGUGCAAAGCAGUUCCUCAUCCGUUCACCCCUCAGCUCACAGCUCUCAGUCUAGCAACAAGCUGCCCGUCAGAUCUGGCCACACACACCACGGUGGAGACGCCCAGAACCUCCGUGCUGCACAGGGCCAGAGUGUGAUCCGGUCUGCAGCCAGUGCCUCCAUUCCCCAGAUGAUGAUGUCACAGCGAGUGGUUGCUCCCAGCCCGGGGCAGCUGCAGGGCCACAGAGUGUCGAGCAAACCGAGCAGCAUGCGCACCUCCACAGCCAGCAUCAACAGCACUGUCAACUAUCAGCAGCCCUCCAGUCAGCAGAUGUCUGUCCCUCAGCGUUCCAGCUCCUCCUCCAUCUACAUGAACCUGGCACACAUGCAGGCAGUGGGCGUGGCUGGGAUGACCGGAGGAGUGGGAGUGGCUGGUGUGACAGGUGGAGUUGGAGUUUCGGGGGUAGGCUCUUCCUCAUCCAGCUCUGUGCAAGACGUGGCCAGCAGCCAGGCUGCGGCCAAACUGGCUCUACGCAAACAGCUGGAGAAAACCCUGCUGGAGAUCCCGCUGCCUAAACCACCUGCGCCUCUUCUCUACUUCCUGCCCUCAGCCGCUAACUCCGAGUUCAUCUACCUGCUGGGACUGGAGGAGGUGGUGCAGAGCGUUCUUGACAGCCAGGUUAAGCUGUGCGGAACAACUGGUCAUCUGGAGCCCUUUGCUUGCGCUCAGUGUAAAACUGACUUCACCCCUCACUGGAAGCAGGAGAAGGGUGGACGCAUCCUUUGCGAAACGUGCAUGACGUCCAAUCAGAAGAAGGCUCUGAAAGCCGAGCACACCAAUAGGCUGAAGAACGCCUUUGUGAAGGCGUUGCAGCAAGAGCAGGAAAUUGAACAGAGAUUACAGCAACAAGCUGCCCUGUCCACCAGUUCUACAGUGUCUGCAGCUAGUGUGAGCAAAGCUGAGUCCAUGAUGAGGCAUCACAGCAUGAGACAGGCAUCCUCGGCGCAAGUCGCUCAGUCCCAGGUGUCCAUGCAGCGCAGCAUAUCGGCUGCAGGCUCUGGGUCAGCAAGAGGUGUCCUAUCCAACUUUGCACAGGCAUCCCAGCUUGCGCUACCUGGCGCAAUAAUGGGCAUGACGAGCAAACACUGCUCUACAUCCAGCAGCCGGUCACAGCAUGACAACCGACAUCAGCUGUACGGCAUUCCUGGAGUCAACAUUGCUUACCUGAGCUCUGGUAACGUUGGGGGUCAUAAAUCAUCUAGUUUAGCAGACAGACAGCGAGAGUACCUGCUGGACAUGAUUCCUCCCCGGUCCAUAUCGCAGUCCAUUACUGGACAGAAAUAGGCCUUCAGUCUCACACUUAACCUCCUAACCCCAAUACAUGCACAAACAACCUUCUCAUGACAAGCUCUCCCACAUAUGCUCCUUCUCUCUCUUUCUCUUUAAGAUGAGCACACACACGCACUGUCUUUAACAUAUCCAGCCACGUCUCCCCGUCCCCUGUUGCAUGCAGUGCCUGUCAGUCUGCUUACCAGCUACUCUUUCUGUGUAACACAAUCAGUGACUGUAUGUGGUGAACUUCACCAGUACACUGCAGUCACUCUCUGCAAGUAUGCAAUCCCUCCUCGACACUGCUCAACCCUUACAUCUUCAUCACUCAAAAUGCUUGUGUGUGGACAUGUUUUGUACAUUAAUGCACUUUCCGGUGAGAAUGUGUUUUUAAUUUUUGCUCUUAAUAUUUUGAACGUGUGCGCGGGUGUGGCAGCACCAUACAGAGAGACAGAAGCUCUGAGAGAAUCAAAUCGAAAUGGACAUCUUGGGGGAGGGGAGGUUUCUCCCCCCCCCCCCCUGAAAGCAACUAUCAGUGUUUUUAAGAAGAUGGAAUUUAAAAGGAGAUGUCUUAUUAUAUCACUACGCGGAGAACUUUGGUUUUGGCUACUUUUAGCUGACUGCAAUACCGACACCCUAUGACUCCGCAUUUCCUAAAGACUUUUCUGUAAGUGUUUCUUGCGCAAACAGCCUGCUUUUUUUUUUUUUUUUUUUCCCUUUUUUUGCCCCCCCAUCCCAGUCUGUCUUUGUCAAAUUUUGUCUCAGCAAGGAUAAGCCUAUCAGUGAGUUACAUUGUAUGAAGCAUUCAGUCCUGUGAGGCCACAUUUACUAACUCCUUUUCCAAUCACAUACAUGUACACGCUUUGCAUUAGAUCAUGUGGUGGUGUAUCGUUUAUUUUCUGGUGCUCUUUUAAAAUAAGCAUUUUUUUUCUCAUUAAAUGGGAAAUAAUAAGAAUGACACUUCAAGUCAGUCCAUCUCUGACUUUAAACAUGUAAAAAAAUUAGAAUGACUUAUAUUGCUAAGUAUUGAUUUUUAAAGUUGCCGUUUGUCAGAUUUUCCUCUUUUCAUCAUGUAGUUUACUGAAGAGUGGAAUUUCUUAUACACUGCACCUUUAAUUGGACAGUGCAAUAUUGGGCAAUGAUUUUAUUUUUGAAAUUCAGUGAUGAAAACUAACCGUUUGUUAUGGCCCUGCACCAUGAUGGACACUUGGACAUCGCUUUCCACGUUUCUCUAUUACACAUAUAAUCUUCGUUUUAUUCAUCUUUUGUACAAUAUGUACAGUAUAGUAUGGUCACUUUUUUUAUUUCAUUAUACCAUGUGCCCCAGGGUACUGUUGGUGUUUAAAAAAACAAACAAAAAGUCUUCAUAUCUGUAAAGCUGAUUUUUAAAAAUAUUUCUUAUGAAAUACCUGUAAAGAUUCUUUUAGAAAUGUAAGCCAUUUUUUUCCCUUUUCAUGCCCCCUUUAUCUUACUUUACUUAAAAGCUGUUCAAGGUUUUAUGAAUAUUAAGCUUAUAACAAGUAUUACAAAUACUUAUUUGCAUGAGCAGAUGUAUUCUUAAUAAUGUAUUGUAAAUAUGCCUUUAGCUUUUGGGGCUCAAAACAUGGAACAAUGCAUUUGUACAUUGUAUAGGAAAAAAACAAAACAAAAGCCAUUGAUAUUGUGAGUGUCAUUUUGUCAUGUGUUCCGUGUGUAGUGCUACACAAAUUGUGUAAAAAUUACAAUUUUCUUUUCAUUCAUUCCUAAAUAUGUUUUUGUCCCCUCUGUAUCAGUUGUGCUCUGUGCUCCAUCCACCCAAGACCUUCUGUUAGAAGACUUAUUUGGCCACAGUAUUUCACUUAAUUGUCUGUGUUAAAGUUUAAAAUGAACACACAACCCUUUGUAUAUCUGUGUUAAAUUUGGGGAAAGCUCAGACAACUUGGUGAAAUGGUGUUGCCUCUGGCAAUCAGAGAUGUGCUCAGUUCUUCAAUGAUGUUCCUCUGGAAAUGGCCAUUUAUGAUCCCAGGGCUGGAAAUGCUCUUGCUCUUCACUUUCUUUGCUGUUAUUUGUUGUUAUAAAAGCAACAUGCUGUAUUUGCUAUGGAAUGCUAAGCCGAAUGUGAAAACUGAACAGAAGGAAGAAAAAAAAUGUUUUCUUGCAGGCCAAAUGUUGCUCCAUAUAAUUUCAGUAAAUAAGCUUACAAUAAAAA